Messenger RNA from Lepus europaeus (European hare), 2131 nucleotides. RefSeq names its product serpin family A member 5 (gene SERPINA5). Gene Ontology annotation, molecular function: serine-type endopeptidase inhibitor activity. Gene Ontology annotation, biological process: negative regulation of endopeptidase activity. The coding region runs from base 126 to 1346 and encodes 406 amino acids. The record is from RefSeq and is a predicted model, not a curated record. Lineage: Eukaryota; Metazoa; Chordata; Mammalia; Lagomorpha; Leporidae. The transcript is spliced from 5 exons.
GCCACCGUGGUCAGUCAGGUACAAAGGCUGGCUGUCCUCCAGGCAGCCCUCUGCCCUCUGCUGUGUCCGACAGACCGCCACCUCCAUUUGUGCACACUCGGCCUGCAGAAACAGGAUCAGCCACAAUGCAGCUCUUCCUCUUCGUGUGCCUGCUGCUCCUCGGCCCUCAGGGCGCCAGCCCCCGCCGCCAUCACCCCCGGGAGAUGCGGAAGAAAGUGAAGGAACCCCUCGUGGAGGCCACGGCGGCCCCCAGCAGGAGGGACUUCGUCUUCGACCUCUAUAGGGCCUUGGCUUCCACCACCCCGGACCAGAACAUCUUCUUCUCCCCUCUGAGCGUCUCCAUGAGCCUGGCCAUGCUGGCCCUGGGGGCGCGGUCCAACACCAAGACGCAGAUCCUGGAGGGCCUGGGCCUCGACCUCCAGGCCCGCUCAGAGGACGAGGUCCACCACGGCUUCCAGCGGCUCCUGCACGAACUCACCCAGCCCAGAGAAGACCUGCAGCUGAGCCUUGGCAGCACCCUGUUCAUCGACCGCAAGUUGGAUAUCCAGGACACCUUCCUGAGCGCCAUGAGGACACUAUACAUGGCAGAGGCCUUCUCCACCGACUUUGAGGACUUCGUGGGAGCCAAGAAGCAGAUCAAUGACUACGUGGCCAAGCAAACCAAGGGCAAGGUGGCGGAGCUGCUCAAGGACCUGGACGGCACCCAGAUCAUGGUCCUGGUGAAUUACAUUUUCUUCAAAGCUAAGUGGGAGACGAGCUUCAACCCCGAGGACACCCAGGAGCACAACUUCUACGUGAGCCCCGAGGCCUUCGUGCGGGUGCCCAUGAUGAAUCGCCAGGACCGGUAUCUCUACUUCCUGGACCGGAACCUCUCCUGCGUGGUGCUCGGGCUCCAUUACCAGGGCAACGCCACGGCUCUCUUCAUUCUUCCCGAAGAAGGCAAGAUGAGGCAGCUGGAGGAGGGGCUGAGCGAGAAGACACUGAGGAAGUGGCUGAAGAUGUUCACCAAGAGGCAGCUCGAGCUUUAUCUUCCCAAGUUCUCCAUCGAGGGCUCCUACCAGCUGGAUAAAGUCCUGCCCAGGCUGGGGAUCAGCGACGUGUUCACCUCCCACGCCGACCUGUCCGCCAUCACCAGCUACUCCAACAUCCAGGUGUCCGAGAUGCUGCACAAGGCCGUGGUGGAGGUGGACGAGUCGGGAACCAGAGCGGCUGCAGCCACGGCCUCCGUCUUCUUGUUCAGGUCGGCCCGACUCGGCGCGCCCAUCCUCAUGUUCAGCAGGCCCUUCCUCCUGCUCAUUGUGGACAACAACAACAUCCUCUUCGCCGGCAAAGUGGUGCGGCCCUGAGGGGCGGCUGCCCCCGAAAUGCCCAGGCCCCCCUUCUCGGCCCACCUCUCCGCUGCUGGUAGCUAGCUGUCGACCCCGAUCUAGUUGGCUAGUGAGGCAUUGCAAAUCAUAACCCUGAGAUUCCCGUCCCAACGGUGGCUUCCGCACACGACCGCAAGACAGCGGCGCCUUUGAGAACUUUGGAGAACUCUCCAUCGCCCCCACUCUCUGUGGCUGGAGGGUAGCACCGGGGCCCAGACACAGUGCCUGCCUUGCCCACGCUCACACAGCACGCUAGUGGCAAAGAUGCCUGGAGUCCAGGCCCGUGGUGCUCGGUCCAGGGGGUGUGGGGAGAGGUGUUCUAGCAGUGAGCACCCCCAGGAGUCACGUGUCCGAGCCUAGUCCCCACCCAUCAGCAACAGCUGCCAGUUCAUUGUGCUUGGGAAGAAACUUCCCAAGGUGUCUGGAAAGGGACCACUGUCCCGGCCCUAACCUGCUGCGUGACGUCGGGGGACAUCCCUCCCUCCCUCUCUGGGCAUCAGAGCAUCCUGGCAAGGAUUCAGUCCCGGACCCUGAAAUCACUAGGAAGCCCGGGCGUUCUCCGGUGGUCUCACCCCUGGAGCACGACAGUGGUGCCUCAGACCGGAAGUGGGCCAGCGGAAGGUUGCACCCUCCCAGCUGCAGGCAGGCCAGGCAGGUGAGGGGAGAAUGGAGGCCUCUGCACACAGCCGCGCAUCAGCCGCGGAUGCCGGAGACUCGCGUUCGGGGUUUUAUAUAGGCGAUAACAAUAAAGGAUUUUGCAGACA